Messenger RNA from Coregonus clupeaformis (lake whitefish), 348 nucleotides. Its product is annotated as dynein light chain Tctex-type 1-like. NCBI's taxonomy places the organism in Eukaryota, Metazoa, Chordata, Actinopteri, Salmoniformes, Salmonidae. Gene Ontology annotation, molecular function: dynein intermediate chain binding. Gene Ontology annotation, biological process: microtubule-based movement. The record is from RefSeq and is a predicted model, not a curated record. The coding region runs from base 1 to 348 and encodes 115 amino acids. The transcript has 5 exons. Gene Ontology annotation, cellular component: kinetochore; cytoplasmic dynein complex; cytoplasm.
AUGGAGGAGUCCAAUUCCGGAGAGGAGGUGUCUUUCAACACAGAUGAGGCCAGUGUCUCUGUUAAAGAGUGUAUCGAAGGUAUCAUUGGAGGAAUAGACUACAACCAGAACAAAGUGAACCAAUGGACCGCCAGCAUCGUGGAGCACUCUCUCACCCAGUUGGUCAAACAAGGGAGACCAUUCAAGUUCAUAGUGAACUGUGUCAUCACGCAGAAGAGUGGUGCUGGUCUCCACACCGCCAACUCCUGCUACUGGGACACUGCUACUGAUGGAAACUGCACAGUCAGGUGGGAGAACCGCACCAUGUACUGUGUGGCGAGUGUUUUCACUGUGGCCGUAACCUGUUAA